CUCAGAUUCGAAGAAAAAGGGAAAAGCAAAUACAAAAACCCUAGUUCUUAAACCCCUGUAGUGGAGUGUCACUCUCUGGUUCACAUUACCUUCUUCCUCUUCGUUUUUGCAUCUGUUUCUCAGCGUAAUUAAAGAUGGUUCGAAGCUUAAAGAACCCUAAAAAAGCUAAACGGAAGAACAAGCAGGGCGGAAAGAAAGGAGAAGGAUCGUCGAAUGAAGUACCGUCUUUGCCAGCAAAAGUAUGGCAACCAGGUGUAGACAAAUUGGAGGAAGGUGAAGAGCUUCAGUGUGACCCUUCUGCUUACAACUCUCUUCAUGCCUUCCAUAUUGGCUGGCCCUGCUUGAGUUUUGAUGUGUUGCGUGAUUCGCUCGGCUUGGUGCGAACUGAGUUUCCACAUACUGUAUAUUGUGUAGCAGGAACACAAGCAGAGAAAAGUUCUUGGAACUCGAUUGGAAUUUUUAAGUUAUCUAAUAUAUCUGGAAAAAGGCGGGACAUGGUGCCAGACAAGAAAGGUGAUGAGACUGAUAUGGACAGCGAUAGUAGUGACAGUGAUGAAGAAGAAGAGGAAGCUGGAUCAGGGACACCUGUUCUACAGCUACGCAAGGUGUUUCAUGAAGGAUGUGUUAAUCGCAUCCGUGCUAUGACGCAAAACCCUCAUAUAGUUGCUUCUUGGGGUGAUACUGGUCAUGUUCAGGUUUGGGAUUUUAGCUCGCAUUUAAAUGCUUUGGCAGAAUCAGAGAGUGAUCUUAGCCAUGGGGCUUCUGCAGUCUCUAAUCAAUCACCCUUAGUUAAGUUUGGCGGACAUAAAGAUGAAGGCUAUGCUAUAGAUUGGAGUCCUCUUGUUCCGGGAAGGCUCGUGUCAGGGGACUGCAAGAACUGUAUCCAUUUAUGGGAGCCAACAUCUGGUACAACAUGGAAUAUUGAUGCUAAUCCUUUUGUUGGACACAGUGCAAGUGUUGAAGAUCUUCAGUGGAGCCCUACAGAACCUUCUGUAUUUGCCUCUUGCUCAGUUGAUGGCAGUAUUGGAAUAUGGGACAUCCGUGUGGGUAAAUCUCCUGCUACCACUAUAAAGGCACAUAAGGCAGAUGUCAAUGUUAUAUCAUGGAACAGGUUGGCUAGCUGUAUGCUUGCAUCUGGAAGUGAUGAUGGGACAUUUUCUAUUCGAGAUCUUAGAUUACUCAAGGAAGGAGACGCUGUCGUGGCACACUUUGAAUAUCACAAACAUCCCAUCACUUCUGUCGAAUGGAGUCCCCAUGAACCCUCAACUGUGGCAGUUUCAUCAUCAGACAAUCAGCUGACUAUCUGGGACCUUUCUUUAGAAAGAGAUGAGGAAGAGGAGGCAGAGUUCAAAGCUAAAAUGAAAGAGGAAGUCAAUGCCCCAACAGAUUUGCCCCCACAACUUCUUUUCGUUCACCAGGGUCAGAAAGAUUUGAAAGAACUUCACUGGCAUUCUCAGAUCCCAGGAAUGGUUAUAUCCACUGCAGCAGAUGGAUUUAACAUACUAAUGCCAUCAAACAUUGAAAACGCGCUUCCUGCAAAUGAUGCUUGAUAGUUCAUAUUUCUGACGUGCCUACUCUGUGUGAUGGCAUUUGUUCUUUUGCUUUUGUAAUAUAUAUUGUGACUGAGUUCCAGCAAUUUUGUCCAAGAAUAUCUAUUUAUGGAUCUUGAACUAUAGCAAUACAUAUAAAUGAACACAUUGCAUGGUUGAGAUGUGA
Nicotiana tabacum (common tobacco) is the source of this 1716-nucleotide messenger RNA. Its product is annotated as protein HEAT STRESS TOLERANT DWD 1-like. The record is from RefSeq and is a predicted model, not a curated record. Lineage: Eukaryota; Viridiplantae; Streptophyta; Magnoliopsida; Solanales; Solanaceae. Gene Ontology annotation, biological process: ribosome biogenesis. Gene Ontology annotation, cellular component: nucleolus. Gene Ontology annotation, molecular function: protein binding.